AUCCUAGGGAGGGGGUGUAAUGCGCAUCAGCGACUCCUAAGAAACACCGCCUAUAGCCUGCAAUUCUCCUUCUCUUCGCUCCUCUUACGUUCUUACCUGGGAGCUGAUUUACAGCUUCGAUUUCCUCUGUAAUGGUGUCGAAGAAAGAAGAGAAAUAGGGUUUGUUCUUGUAAACAUCUCCUGGAACGAUGGACGCACUUCUCCUCAGAAAUCCUAAUUUCACGCGACCUAACCUCGGGAAACAGAUAAAUUUAAAGAAGCCAAUAUAUGGUGUAGUUUUCAGAAGGCCUACAUGUACAAUGGAUGCAACUUUUGGAAGUAACUUAGGAAAUGUUCCAAAAUUUCCACGAAUGAACGUGUGGAACCCUUAUAAGCGCCUUGGUAUUAGCCCUGAUGCUUCUUCAGAAGAAAUAUGGAGUUCACGCUAUUUUCUGUUGCAACAAUAUGCUGGACAUGAGAGAAGUGAAGAAUCCAUAGAAGCAGCAUUUGAGAAAAUAUUGAUGGCUACCUUCGAACAAAGGAAGAAAACAAAAUUUAACCUGAAAACCAGGUUAAAAAGGAAAAUGGAGGAGUCUCCAUCUUGGGUAAAGAAUUUGCUCAGUUUUGUAGAAGCCCCUGCUAAAGAAGUGAUUCUUAGAAGACUUUUCCUCUUUGCUUUCAUGGGUGGCUGGAGUAUAGUGAAUUCUGCACAGGGUGGACCAGCAUUUCAGGUGGCUGUCUCCUUGGCAGCUUGUAUUUACUUCCUCAAUGAGAAGACACAGAGCUUAGCCAGGGCUUUCAUUCUCGGAUUUGGAGCUCUUGUGGGUGGGUGGAUAUGUGGUUCUUUCCUAGUUCCUGUGGUGCCUUCUGUUCUUCUACAGCCAACUUGGACGCUCGAACUGCUCACUUCUCUUUUUGUCUAUUUCUUCAUGUUUCUUGCAUGUACCUUUCUCAAGUGAAAAACCUUGCCAGUGUUUUUGACUCAAUAAAUGAUGUCAAGAGCUAGGUCAAAUUGACCAUUUUUUGAGGAA
This is a messenger RNA of Macadamia integrifolia, 1010 nucleotides long. Its product is annotated as protein CHAPERONE-LIKE PROTEIN OF POR1, chloroplastic-like. NCBI's taxonomy places the organism in Eukaryota, Viridiplantae, Streptophyta, Magnoliopsida, Proteales, Proteaceae. Gene Ontology annotation, cellular component: chloroplast membrane. The record is from RefSeq and is a predicted model, not a curated record. The coding region runs from base 189 to 938 and encodes 249 amino acids. The transcript has 5 exons.